AUGCAGGUUGCCACGAUGCAGAGCGCGGCUCGCGCGCAGAGACUGGGUGCUGCGGUGCGCCGCGGCAAGCAGGCCCGCCGGCAGGUGGUGGUGCAGGCCGCCUCUGACACCAAAUUUGCCGACUACCAGCCCAAGGUGGCCUUCUUCUUCCCCGGCCAGGGCGCGCAGACGGUGGGGAUGGGCAAGGAGGUGGCGGAGGCGGUGCCCGCCGCCAGGCAGCUGUUUGACCGCGCCUCUGACAUUCUGGGCUACGACCUGCUGGCGGUGUGCGCAGAGGGCCCCAAGGACAAGCUGGACUCCACCGCCGUCAGCCAGCCCGCCAUCUACGUGGCCAGCCUGGCGGCGCUGGAGAAGCUGCGGGCAGAGCAGGGGGAGGAGGCGGCGGCCGCCGCCGACGUCUGCUGCGGCCUGUCCCUGGGCGAGUACACGGCGCUCACCUACGCCGGCGCCAUCAGCUUUGACGACGGCCUGCGGCUGGUGAAGCUGCGCGGGGAGAGCAUGCAGGCGGCCGCGGACGCGCAGCCCUCGGGCAUGGUGUCGGUCAUCGGCCUGUCGGCAGACAAGGUGGCGGAGCUGUGCGAGGCCGCCAGCCAGGAGGCGCCGCAGGGGCAGGGCGUGCGCAUCGCCAACUUCCUCUGCAACGGCAACUACGCGGUCAGCGGCGGCAUCGCGGGGUGCGAGGCGGUGGAGCGGCUGGCCAAGGGGUUCAAGGCGCGCAUGACGGUGCGGCUGGCGGUGGCGGGCGCCUUCCACACCGACUUCAUGGCGCCGGCCCGCGAGCAGCUGCAGCAGGCGCUGGCGGGCACGACCAUCCAGGAGCCGCGCAUCCCCGUCAUAUCUAAUGUGGAUGCUGCCCCCCACUCCGACCCCGACACCAUCAAGAAGAUCCUGGCACAGCAGCUGACGGCGCCGGUGCAGUGGGAGACGAGCGUGAAGACGCUGCUGGACAGCGGGCUGGAGCGCAGCUACGAGAUCGGGCCCAACAAGGCAGGCCGCCUGCGGGGCGUCAUCGCCGGCAUCAUGAAGCGCAUCGACAAGAAGCACAGCAUCGAGAACAUCACCGUCUGA
Chlorella variabilis is the source of this 1068-nucleotide messenger RNA. RefSeq lists its product as hypothetical. Bases 1 to 1068 code for a protein of 355 amino acids. Gene Ontology annotation, molecular function: [acyl-carrier-protein] S-malonyltransferase activity. Lineage: Eukaryota; Viridiplantae; Chlorophyta; Trebouxiophyceae; Chlorellales; Chlorellaceae. The transcript has 9 exons. The record is from RefSeq and is a predicted model, not a curated record.